GCCAAAGUUGCACAGCGCAGGCAGGAAAGUUUUGCCGGAUACGACAAGUGAUCUCAACUUCUGUCAUGCGGACGUUCAGAACAAACACGUGGACUAAGGACUUUCAAAAAUAAGGACUGUCGUGCAGCUACAUGGAAGUUUGGAGGGAUUUUUCUCCUUGUCCUUGCGGGUGAGAGCAACGCUUAACGGGACUGCUGGCUUCGCUGCUGCACGCUGUUUGUUUCAAUGGACUGCCGCGGGUUUUAUCACUCUAUAAGUUGGACGAAAACUAUUGCACGCUCGGAGACAAGUGUUCAAGACGAGUAUGACCUAACUUUGUUGACGUUUUGCUAUGUAGCCUAGCCUCGGGGGUUUAACAGCAAUGAACUCUCCCCGCGACCAGGAGCUGGCACCCUUAUCUCGCAAACACCGGCUCAUGGCUGCAUCAAUGCCCGGUGAGGACAGCGCGCUGCCCCGCACCACUUCCAGGGCUGAUCGGAACGGAGUGGGGGGUCUGGUUCACUGUUUCAUAUGCGGGAGCGGGGUCACACCUGGGAAGGAACUGAGGCUGCAAGUGACAUAUCUGAAAGAGAGGUCGCCUUUUUUCCCGUUUCUCCAGAACCAAGAGCCAGCCCCGGGUGCGUGUGAACUCAGCCCGGAUGGCUGCGCGCUGGUGUGCGCCGUGUGCCACUGCUUCCUGACGGAGCAGUGGAACUCAUUUGAGCGGAGCAGGACGCCCAUCGAGAAGCGCAUGUAUUGGCUGAAGCGACCCUACCAGUGCGACUCCAGGCGGGUCCCACAGGAGUGGAACGUCUCCUACGACCUGGAGAGGAGAAUCAGCGUGGGCAGCCACAACUACGACGGAGGCGCAGACUCUGACUUCUCAUCUUUUUCUGAAAACGAGAACCUUUCAGAUCAGGAGAUGGAUCUGGUGGAGAGAGUGGGCAAGGACAAGUGUCUGAGAGCGCCCGUCAAAUUCCCAAGAGACAGUAGCAGGAAAAACAAUGUCAUCAGUAUUAAAAGCAGCCCGGAUUCACAGCGGGCGGUGCGCUGCGCGGCGGGCGUUUAUGACGCUCGGGAAUUGCCUAAAGCUGAGAGUGUGCAGCCGGCAAGGCGCGGGGCUAAAAUUAUGAAUGUCAGUCAGUCAUCAGAAGCUCUGCUGAAGCCCCAAGAGAGACACACUCAGCGCUGCUGUGGCAAUUCUCUAACUGACACACCUGUGCGAGACAACGGGGUCAUUAUGCGCAACAGGCGCUGGUUGGAGGAGGAGAGUGUCAGACAUGUGGAGCAGCGUCAGAUCCAGCGUGUUGCCGACAGCAGCUGCGCUCCGUCCAGAUAUCCAUCUCUGCUGCAUCGAGGGAAAGCCGAGAGCAACUCCAGCGCUGCGCUGUCUCCCGUCAUCUCCAAAUGCAACUCGACCGUCGCCAGGGAGAUCAACUCUGACAACUCCGGAGAAGACGAGAUAAACAUCACAAGUGAUGAUGAGCGGGACAUUCGCUGUCCCAAACCAGGGCCAACAACUCAGCUUCGAGCUGCCUCAGAUCCUUCCGCCAGGAGGGUCUCCCAUCACACUGCUGGUUCCUCGCCAGAUGAACGGGUUUGUUAUAUCUGUGGUACUGGACUCAGACAUAGUGCCCAUUUCAAAAUCAGUGUUCAAAAACAGGAGAGGGCGCAGGGAGAGCCCUUCUUCCCUUUCCUGUGGCUCCACUCGGCUCCCAGAGGUGCAGUGCCCAUCAGCCCCUCAGGUACAACCAUUGUUUGUGGAAGUUGCCACUCCUCUCUCAUGCAGCAGUGGGAGAGCUUUCAGUUGGCUGAUGUGCCUGUGCUUCAGCGCCUCUAUGUCGUCCCCCUGAAUCAAACUUCCAGUGCUUCCGGUCUUCAUCCAUCCCUACACAACACACUCGACAGAAGAACUCCAGGUUCCCUGGAGGUCACACCUGAACCAAAGCCCUCCCAUGAAACAUGUUUCCUCUGUGGUCAGGAGGGUAGAGGGGAUUUGAGGGUCGUGUAUGCAAAAGCUGGCGUAGGGAAAUCCCGUGCUGUGAUGUACUUUCCUUUCAUUGGCUUGUUGCCUUGCCCACCUAACGCUCAAGCGGUGAAGAACGGCCGUGUGCACUGUUGCCCACAAUGCCACGCUAUUCUGCAGGACAUCUGGAGUGCGUAUCGACUCAGCCUCAGUGAAGAUCUCAUCACAUCUGUCAGCUCCUUCCUCGUUCGGUACCAUUCCUCCUUGUCCGCCGAUGGACAAGGAGGACAAGGAAGGUCCGGAGCCGUCCACUCUCAGGUGGGGGUGAUCUCUCGCCACAGCAGCUCCCUUUCGGUGUGUUACCUGUGUGGAGCGGAACUGAGUGCAGGUGCAGAGUACCAGCUGCAUGUCAAUCCCCCCAGUCGUUUUGUGGAGAGGGAGCCUUUCUUCCCAUUUCUCACAGUUUAUCCACCUGCACAAGGUGCUAAACCAGUUGAUGCCACAGGCCUCGUGUCCGCUUGUAAACUUUGCUACCACGACCUGCACUCUCAGUGGGCACAACAUGAGAGCAAGGCCCUGAAAUCCUCCAGCCCUUCUACCUCUGGCUUAGCUGGUGCUAACUCUCACCUGCCGAGCUCCCAGUGGGCCCGUCAGUACAGCUGUGAGGCCUUUGUGUGCUUCUUCUGCAGGCAGGAGCAGCACAGGCAAGGCAGGCUGUGCGCUGUCACUGUGGCUCGGCUUCCCGUGUUCCUGUACGCGCCUCGCAGCCCUCGCAUGCUUCUGGUGGAUGAUGGCAGGAGGCUGGUGAUAGGUUCGUGUGUGGAUUGCAAAGCGGUGGUGCAGGUGGGAGAGAGCAUGCAGCAGGAUGGAGCCAUGCCGGGACAUGGAGCCACACUUGGAGAGAAGAAUGACCCUGAAUUGAAUUCCCCAGCACAUAGACACAAGGCCAGUGCUUUGGUUUCAAGUAGCACUGGAGCCACUAAAGAGACAGACUCUGUGUCUUCACGACCUGCACGGGAUCACACGCCUUCAUGCCCUGUGACCUUAGCACCAGAGAGAGGAGACGCUCCACUUCCCAGCAUGAGCCAUGAGCCAAAGUCACCAUCAUUAGGAAUGAUCUCAACGGCAACCCGUACAACGGCGACGGUCAACCCCCUCACCCCGUCACCUCUGAACGGCUCCAUCGUAGCAAAUGGAAGCCCAGCUGCCCAGUCAUCCCACUCUGGAUUCGCCGCAGCCCUUCGUAAACUGGCAAAACAGGCAGAAGAACCUCGAGCUGCAUCCUCCAUCAGUAGUGAGUCGUCUCCAGUCUCCUCUCCGGCCACCAACCACAGCUCUCCAGUUAGUACUCCCAAGAGAGGUCCUCUUGGUCCAGGACCUGUGCUGGUUCCCCCAGCAGGUCACAGUGUGCCAAACACUCCGCCUGUAGUCACCAUAGCUCCUACAAAAACAAGCAACGGCCUGUGGAGGAACGAGGGCCGGCAGGCUGACUCGGGGCCCCGUGGGGCCAGCAGGGAACGUCUGGCUGCAGAGGGGACCUUCUCCCAAGAAAAAGGUGGCCCCUCGGUCCCUGCUCACCUCCUGGGAAACCCCUAUGCCUUUGGUCUCACCCCUGGUGCUGUCAUGCAGGAUUCACGGUUUCCGCCCCUUAACCUGCCCAGACAGUUGCCUAACGCGGUGCCACCUGGUGCCAUACCAGAGGAGUACCUCCGGAGUUUUCGGCCCUACGCCACAACCGAAGAUUCCCUCAGGAUGCAGUCUCUGCCUCUUGGGCUGGACCCUGCAGCAGCGGCGGCUGCAGCCGCCUACUACCACCCCAGCUACCUGCCCCACCCCUCCUUCACGCCGUACAGGAUGGAUGACCCGUUCUGCCUCUCUGCUUUAAGGUCACCUUUCUAUCCACUGCCAGCAGGGGGAGCUUUACCCCCCCUCCACCCUUCUGCUGUUCACAUGCACCUACCAGGCGUCCGCUACCCUGGAGAUUUUGCACACCCUUCAUUAUCAGCACUGCAGUCUGAGAGACUCCAGCUGGAAGAUGAGCUGCGACAGCGUGAGAGGGAACGCGAGCGAGAGCGCGAGCGAGAGCGCGAACGCGAAAAAGAAAGGGAGCGUGAGGCCGAGAGAGAGAAGGAGCGUGAGAGGGAACGCGAGCGUGAACGGGAACGGGAGAAGGAGCUCGAGAGGGAGAGGGAGCGUGAACGGGAACGGGAGCGCGAGAGAGAGCGAGAGAAGGAAAAGGAGAGGGAGAAGGAGCUGGAGAGGCAGAAGGAAAGAGCUCUGAGAGAGAAGGAGCUGCAGGCAUCCAAGGCCAUGGAGAACCACUAUCUGGCUGAGCUCCACUCCAUGAGAGGACAGGAGGAACGAAGCAAGCCUGAGAGGCUGACCCCUAACCGGGCUGAAAAAGCCAAAGAGCCUGCUCUUCCUGCUCCCAAACCAGUACCACCUGGAAUCCACCCAUCAAUGGUCCAACCCCACCAUCACGUUUCCAGUCUGAUCUCCAACCAUGCCCUCUACAUGGGCUCUGGCGCUGUGGGCGCAGGACUCACCGCCUCAAUGAUCACGCAGAGGGCCAACGAGGAGGAGAGAUGGCUGGCACGGCAACGCAGGCUGAGGCAGGAGAAAGAGGAUCGCCAGUCCCAGGUGUCUGAAUUCCGCCAGCAGGUUCUGGAGCAGCAUCUGGAUCUGAGCCGGCCCGCUGACGUACCGGAUCACAGGACAGACGCUCACAGGUCCAUGCAAAACCACCACGAGCCAGGAAGCAGAGAACAUCACCCCCACUUAGGCGCCCCUCCACCCCUCAUCUCGCCCAAACCUCCGCAGCCCCCACGUGAACACCACCCGCCACCUCCAACCACCCUAUGGAACCCCGCCUCUCUCAUAGAAACUGCCUCAGAAUCCAGACGUAGCCAUGAGCCCUCAGGGAUGGGCCACUUUGAGCUCAGUCGGGGGCCCUCGAAAUAUGAAGAUGGAACUCGAAGGAGAGACAUGGCGGUGAUUGAGAAAUACCCCCCUCACAGAACUCCUUCGUUCUCCGAGCACGGAACCUUCCUUGCUGAUCUAGAGAAAUCCACCCAGUCCUUGCUCAGCCAGCAGAGGGCGUCCAUGUCUUUGCCAAGUCAGUACGAAAUGGAGGGAAGCUUAAAAAUCCAUGCUGGACUGAAGAACCUGCAGGGACAUCCAGUGCACAGCAGGCAUGGACAAGGUCUUGGAAUAACAGCAGGAGCUGGGAUUGGACCACUGACUGCGCAGGGGCCGGCCCCAGACACGGCGCUGAUCUUUGAUGAGUUUCUGCAGCAACACCGAAGGCCUGUCAGUAAGCUGGACCUGGAAGAGAAGAGGAGAAGGGAGGCCAGAGAGAAAGGUUACUACUAUGAGCUGGAUGACUCAUAUGACGAGAGUGAUGAGGAGGAGGUGAGAGCUCAUCUCAGGAGGGUAGCAGAGCAGCCCCCACUGAAACUAGAUGACUCCACAGAGAAAUUAGAGUUUCUGACCAUGUUUAGCCUGACCACCGUGAGCCGGCGUGAUGAGCUCGUGCAACAAAAGAGAAGGAAAAGGAGGAGAAUGCUCAGGGAACGCAGCCCUUCACCUCCUGCUUCACAGUCCAAGCGCACGCCCCCACCCCCUCCUGCUCAGCUCAGCACGCGCUUCACCCCGGAGGAAAUGGACCGAGCACCAGAACUGGAGGACAAGAAGCGAUUUCUCACCAUGUUCAAACUCUCUCAUGUCACCUUGCAGGAGAGAAAAGACAAUGAAAGAGUGGUGGAACUGCUUCAAGCCAUUAAAGAAAAAAGUGUGACCUUGGAUACAGUCAGACAUGCACCUCAUCCACUGUGCAAGAGCCCUCCAGCACAUGUUUCUGAUCCAGCAUUUACUCACCACUCCUCUGAAUCUGAAGACCACCAUAAUGUCAGACAGCAUAGUCCUCCUUCACAUUGCCCAGCAUCCCCCAAUGGUCAUCCAAAACCCGUUGGGGAUACCUUGCGGCCAAAGGCGCCCCCCUCCCCAGCUGUCUACCCAGAUAAGGCCCGGGGGCCCGGUGAGGGACCCAUCCCGAAGAGGAACUCCAGCUUGCUCAACAGCUUGCGGCCGCCACUCCCCCUGCAGGCUAAAGAGGGACUUCGCAGCGUCAAUGGCCGCACAAAACCUUGGGACAGCUUCACCCCGGAGGAAUUCGCCCAGCAGUUCCACGAAUCUGUUCUUCAGUCCACUCAAAAAGCUCUGCAGAAACACAAAGGAGUAGCAGCAAAUGUGUCAGAUUCAUCUCACCUCCAGGAGUCCUCGGUCCACUAUAACAUUCCCGAGCUUCAGAGCGCCCCGAGCCGUCCGCCUCAGCCACUUUCCCAGCCUCACUCGAAUGCACCACCAUUUCCCCUGCCCCUUUCCCACUCCCUUGCCCACCCUCAGCCCAAUGGACAGCACUUUCCAAUGCCCCUCCACAAGGAGGCAGCAGUGAUGAGGGAGGACCUGUCUGGUCCUGAUGACUCAGAAGAGGAGGAUGAUGAGGAGGAAGAAGAGGCUUCGGUUCCCAAGUGGCAGGGAAUCGAAUCUAUAUUUGAAGCAUAUCAGGAAUAUGUUGAAGAGCAAACUUUGGAGAGGCAAGUAUUACAGAGCCAGUGUCGAAGACUAGAAGCUCAGAACUACAACCUCAGUCUGACUGCUGAGCAGCUGUCUCACAGCAUGGGGGAGCUGAUGUCGCAGCGACAGAAGCUGGCAGUGGAGCGGGAGAAGCUACAAGCAGAGCUGGAGCACUUCAGGAAGUGUCUGACACUCCCGCAGACACAUUGGCCGAGAGGCAGCCAUUACAAAGGAUACCCUCCAAGGUGACCCCGACACGCCAACCUGAAGACCCCCUGCUCCCGGCCGCCUCCCCUUCAGACUUAGAGUUUAUUUUUUCACGGCCUCGUCCUUGUGGCUUCGUGGAGGGGAAUGUGGCUGGCUAGAUAAGAUUAGUGAAUUAAAUGGCUUGAGUGAAUGAAUAAACAGGUGAAUGCACAAGAGACAGGACCAGUCAUUGAAGGACAGUUAGUCUUUGGACUGUGGCUUGCCAGGGACUGCUCCAAAAGCCACUGAUGCGUGCCAAUGUAGCCAACCCUGAGCUCAGCGAAGCAGGAGAACCUGAAGAUCAACACACAGUUUCAAGCAAAUGCCUGCUCGUCACAUUCUUUAGCUCCUGCUGCUCUGCUGUUUAGUUCCUGCAUCCCUCACCACCACAGCCACACAGACAAUCCUGCCAAUGAAGGAGCAGCUGCCCCCCUUUGCCCCUCGAGGGGUUUCAUCACAAGACUUGAAAGCUCCGAAUCUCCAAACGAAGGCUUCCGGCCAGUUGGGACAGAUUUUUACCACAACGGCUAUGUGAGCUUUUGAACUGGAAAUGCACUUAAGAAUAAAAGCUGAAGAACUACCUGUUGGUACUGUGUUACAACAAAGAACUAUUCAAAUUAGGGAAAACCUUAGAAAAUGUAAAUUUUUUUGAAAAGAAUUAAGGAAAUGUUUUAUUUCAAAAUAGAAAGUUUGAAAAUAAGAAUUUUAAAGGGUGCUUCAGCCUUGUAUUGUACAUAAUAUGAAGACUUAAAUGAAUUUUGUAUGUUUUUAUUACUUUAAUCAUUGUUCUUUCAAAAGAAAAGCCUGCCAUUUUUAUAUGUUUAUGCUUUUUGGGGGGGUGGGAGGGGGUUAAAAAAAGCCUUGCUUUUAGUGUUUUUUUUUUGUUGUUGUUGUUAUUUUUGCUGCUGCUGGCCAGAAAAAGCUCACUCUGCACUCUGAGAUGUUUUACAGAUGGAGUGAAAGCAGGACGCGCUCCUGCGUUCUUCCUGUCCGGACUCAGAGCAGCUGAGACCCAGCCACAGCCCACCUCAUCUGGCCUCUGAGCUCAGCAAAGCUGGCUCAGAGACCCCGAGGCACAGCCCCCCCCGACCCCCUGCUGCACAGCAACAUGCCUGUGUUUCCCCCUCCUCUGCUAUGCUUCACUGCUGCCGGCAUGACUAGUUAGUCAUAUCUUCACCCAUAAAUCAGACUUACAGUGAUGUACAGGUGCAUCUCAACAAUUCAGUUAUUCAAUUCACAAAGGCAAAGUCAUAUUUUAGAGAUUAUUACAUGUAGACUUAUCUAGUUCAAGAAAAUAUUUUUGGUUAAAGUUGAUUAUGGCUUCCAGCUAAUUAAAAAAAGACUUUAAAAACAGAUAUUAAAAAAAGCUAUUUUAUUUUACAGUACAGUAUCUGCACUCAAAACUUGGUCAGGGCUCCUUUUGCUUGAAUUACUGUGUCAGUGCAGCGUGACAUGGAGCCUCUGGUUCUGAUGAGGUGCUCAGGUUUGCUUUGGAACUGUUGGGUCUCCCAUCUUCCUCUUGACAAUUUCUAACAAUAUUCCCUGUCGGAUUUAUGUCUAUGUUUGCUGCUCAGUGUAUGACAUUGUACUCAAGGUAGGUGCUAAGUCCUGCUGGAAGAUGAAAUCAGCAUCUCCAUAAAGCUAAAGUUCUCUAAAGUUUGAUAGUAGAUGCUGACUUUGGACAUGAUGAAACAAAACAAACAAAACAAAAAAAAAAACAGACCAACACCAGCAGAUGCCACAGCACCCCAUACCAUCACUGGGGUGCCAUUACUAUUCUUGCGAGCUUUUUAAAUGAAUUACAGAAAUAAACUUUUUGGUGAUGGUCUAAUUUUUUUGGGAUGCACCUUUACAGUUUAUAUUUAGGGACCCUCAAAAACAGCCAGCAGAUUAAACUGCUUCUUAAUACUUUAAAUAUCGACUCAUUUACAGAAUAUAGCUUUGAAGCCACUUUAAUCAUUACACCUUACAAAAUUAAGCCCUUAUCAAACAGUCAUCAAAGGACACGGUGCCAAAAAAAAAAAUUGAAGGAUUUUAUCGUCUUUAAUUUUGAUUAAAAUUGUAAUUGGAGAGCCAAACUUUCCAUCAAGAAUCUUCCAUUUCUCUUGACCUUUUUUGAAGGAUCCCAAUGCUGCCCAAAGCUGUCAUCAUGUUCGAAAUAUUAGCCACAAAAUCACACAUGUAAUUAAGCUGGACCUGAUUACAGAGCUUUUUUUGUUUGUUUGUUUGUUUUACGUUGCACACAUGUUUACAACUUCUCCUCGCCCCUGAAAUCUGUCCAAGACGUUCACCUACUUCAUUCACCAUCAGAAUCAUUCAGCCUGAGUUUUAGGGCUGAAUGUGCCAUCUGAACCCCUGGAGGCCAUUCGACAUGACUGUCAUUUUUUAAGGUGUUGAUGUAAAAACAUGAAGCCUUUCGAAAAUUUUAGAUUUUUUGACUAAGACUGAAGCACAAUUAUGCCACGCGAACCCUAUAUCCCUUCCAAGUGCCUCAGUAAUUUGGGAGCAUGUGAAUGAGUUGCAGUCCACACGAUGAACAUCGGCAAUCAGGGACUUUACAUCCACGUGUCUGCAGCAUGUCACACCUUCAAAAUAAGACUUCGAGAUGACAUGAAAUAAAUUUAUCCAAUCACUAAUUCA
This is a messenger RNA of Poeciliopsis prolifica (blackstripe livebearer), 9406 nucleotides long. RefSeq names its product Gse1 coiled-coil protein b (gene gse1b). The record is from RefSeq and is a predicted model, not a curated record. Lineage: Eukaryota; Metazoa; Chordata; Actinopteri; Cyprinodontiformes; Poeciliidae.